AUGCAAGGCGCAUACAACGACCAGUCGCUGGCACAUCAUACUCAUCAGUACGCACAGCAACAGGAAGGAUUGAAGGAGCCUGCUGCUCAGCCGCUACCUGAAGAAGACGAUGGAAUCGACCAAGCAGCUGAAACGACAGACGAUGGAGACGAUGCAACAGAGGAAACCACCGAUCCGCCCGUCAACACGUCCAGCGAGGAUGCGCGGCAUGCCGAGUUCCUCAAGCUGCAAGAAGAAAUCCAUGAGAUGGAGAGCGCAAUCGAAGGCCUCGGCGAACACUACCAGAUUGUCGACCGACUGGGCGAAGGCACCUUCUCUUCCGUCUACAAAGCCGUCGAUCUGCAGCACAGCAUAUAUGUCAACGACGAGUGGGUCGCGCGUGGUCCUCUCGAUCCACUCCGCAAAGGCGUCUGCCAUGUGGCUCUCAAGAAGAUCUACGUCACCUCUAGCCCACAGCGCAUCUUCAACGAGCUCUCCAUCAUGGAGGACCUGCGCUCGGCAGAGUACGUCUCCUACCUCAUCACUGCCUUUCGCUCCGACGAUCAGAUUGUCGCCGUCAUGCCGUACAGUCGCCAUCGCGACUUUCGCGACUACUACAAGGAGAUGCCGCUCGGCGACUUCAAGUACUACUUCCGAUGUCUGUUUUCGGCCCUGCAGAGCGUACACGAUGCAGGCAUCAUGCAUCGCGACAUCAAGCCCGCCAACUUCCUGUAUGAUCCUUCCACGGGACAUGGCACGCUGUGUGACUUUGGUCUAGCCGAACGCUUUGAGCCGACGGAAUGGCGAGGCAAGUGUCACCACACGUGUCCGACGCCGGAACACCCACAUGGCACCAAGGAGAUCAAUCGAGCGGUCGACUCGAUCUGGUUUGAGCCCGGCAAACCGCUCUCCGGUCCGCCGGCACCUUCGGACAUCACCGCAAUCGCCGUUUCUGGAUCAGCAUCAGCUGGAACAGCGUCUGGCUCCGCAUCCAACGCAGACGCCCUCAGCACCUCGACCAAAGCCGGCCUGAUGGACCCCCCACCCGAGCGAGUCGGCUACAACAUCUACGACGCCCGACAAGGCGUCCGAGCCAAUCGUGCUGGCACUCGCGGCUUCCGUGCACCCGAAGUGCUCUUCAAAUGUCAAGACCAAACCGUCGCGAUCGACAUCUGGUCUGCGGGCGUGAUCCUGCUCACUCUCCUCAUCCGUCGAUUUCCCGUGUUCAACUCGAACGACGACGUGGAAGCGCUCCUCGAGAUUGCGGUGAUCUUUGGCAAGUCACGCAUGGAGACGUGUGCUAUGCUGCACAACCGCACGUUCCACUGCAACAUCCCGACGGUGAGCAAUUCGGGUUCGCUGACGGACUUCAUCUUUCGGUUAAAUCCGGAAUUGAGGAACGCAGGGAGUCAUCCGUACCCAGAGCAGCACGCGCAGGAUGUGGCGGACGCGCUGGACAUGGUCAAGUCGUGCCUGCAUGUGGAUUGUACGCGAAGGAAGACGGCUGCGGAGCUGCUGCAACAUCCGUUCUUGCGAGUGGAGGAGGAGGAGGCGAUGCAGGACGAGGAGAUUCAGGACGAAUAUCUGCAGGAUCAGCAGGAUUUUGCGGACUAUUAUCAGACUGGAGAAGAACAGGGAGUGGGUGUGUAUGUGCAGCAGGAUGUGGCACUGAACAAGACGUACGAGGAGGACGAAUUGGAGGACGCGGAUGAGAAUCAGUACAUAGGCAGCGAGGAGGUGGUGCAGCUGCAAAGCCGGCGUGGUGUGCAGGGCGAGGCGUCAGAGCAUGGUGAGACUGCGAAAACGCACGUCGACGCUGCGCACUAG
Kalmanozyma brasiliensis GHG001 is the source of this 1806-nucleotide messenger RNA. Its product is annotated as Protein kinase domain protein. Gene Ontology annotation, cellular component: nucleus. Gene Ontology annotation, biological process: protein phosphorylation; mitotic DNA damage checkpoint signaling. The record is from RefSeq and is a predicted model, not a curated record. The coding region runs from base 1 to 1806 and encodes 601 amino acids. Lineage: Eukaryota; Fungi; Basidiomycota; Ustilaginomycetes; Ustilaginales. The transcript has a single exon. Gene Ontology annotation, molecular function: protein serine/threonine kinase activity; ATP binding.